AAAAUGUACACAACAAAGCGGCUGAAUAACGUAGAAACUCGUUUAAUAACGUUUGGUGAUCCGUUCAAGUGCACUUCCGAAGUGAUUAUUGUUAUUACUGGGUGUCCGGGAAUACCGGACUUCUACUGGGAGUUCGCGGACCAAUUGCACCGUUGUACUCAACUACCUGUCUGCGUUGUUGGUCACGCUGGUCACGACGACAGAGAAUACCUGAAUGAUGCUGCCUCAAGCAAGAGCCUUUACGAUAUAAAAGGCCAGAUAGAACAUAAAUUGGAUUUAAUAAACAACCAUUUCGAUAAAAAGAAGAAACUACAUCUCAUCGGACACUCGAUCGGAGCCUGGCUACUGAUGGAACUCCUACACAAAAACGACCAUCUCACAAAAAGAAUAUCUUCAGUUAACUUAUUAUUUCCAACGCUGCAAAACUUCUCGGAAACCAAAAAUGGAAAACUCGUAAACAAUUUUAUAAGAUACCUCCACGGAAUUAUACUUUUAUUUUUGUUUAUUAUUCAGUUACUUCCAUCAAUUAGACUGGUCGGCAUCAAAGUUUAUUUGUACUUGAAUUCAUUACCUUCGUAUUACGUGAAGCGGGUAACGAUAUAUCUCAAUCCUCUGCUACAAGAAAAAUCUAUGCUGUUAGCUUAUGAGUCAAUGGGGAGGAUAAGACAACUUAAUACAGCAGCUAUUAAGAAAGUUAAGCAUAUUAUGACUAACAUAGUAUACAGCACACAAGAUGAAUGGGUACCGAUGCAUCACAUACAAGAUUUGAAGAACUUAGUACCACACUUCACGUUCAAACGAGUCAAUGUAGAUCACGCCUUUGUUUUAAAAUCGUCUGUGCUCGUAGCCAAAGUUGUGAGCAAUUUAAUUUUAAACAAUGGUAACCGUUCAAUACGUAAAUGA
Molecule: messenger RNA, 903 nt
Organism: Helicoverpa zea (corn earworm)
Lineage: Eukaryota; Metazoa; Arthropoda; Insecta; Lepidoptera; Noctuidae
Gene: sturkopf
Product: lipid droplet-associated hydrolase-like
Exons: 2
Biological process (GO): lipid storage
Cellular component (GO): lipid droplet
Molecular function (GO): lipase activity
Source: RefSeq, a predicted model, not a curated record